This is a messenger RNA of Prunus armeniaca (apricot), 315 nucleotides long. The record is from the annotation of a GenBank genome assembly. Lineage: Eukaryota; Viridiplantae; Streptophyta; Magnoliopsida; Rosales; Rosaceae.
AUGAACACAACCGCAAUAUAUCUAUUGCGUUACUGUUUGGGGGUGAUAGAAACCCACCUAAUCUGGGCACGAGAUAUUGGAUGGGCACGAGGAGAAUACGGCCGGGCUGAACAGCUCUCUAAGAUCGCAGCUCGGCUUUGUUCGAAAAGGGGCUGGAGACUGAGGUUGCGGCCAAGGUUGUUUCGCUGGGCACGACCCGAAAAAGCUGGGCAUACGAGAUGCGGCCGGACAGCUCGAAUGGAGUUUGGAAAUAGCGGCCGGGAUUGGAGAAAUAUGCGACCGGGCGUGAUGAAUAGGCAGCUGGGCACGAUUUAG